UUUUAUUUUAUUUUAUUUUAUUAUGGAAUUUGAUGAAAGAUGGCUUAAAAGGCCACAUAGUACAAUAAAUCAACAACGAAAUGUCGACAAAGAAUUACAACGCAUAAAAAGUUUAGGAGUUGUGUCUGUAUUGAAUAAAAAUUUUCAACAAGAAGUAGUAACAAUAGCGCCAUCUUCAAUUGAAGAUGCAGGAAAAUCUCGAACUGAUUCUAUUUCUCAACAGGUUAGACGAACAAGUGUCAUAGGUCAGGGAUUUACUAUUAACAAAUCGUUACCUUCUUCUAAAAGCAAACCUCGAGUAGUACCAAUGGGUUCAAUUGUUCCUACUACAAUCAUGUUAGAGCAGUCACCUACUUCUCCACCCUUAGCGGAGAAGGAAAUAUUAAUGAAUGAAGAAGAAGAAAAAGAAGAAAGAGAGGAUAAUAAUCCUCUUGAGAUGACCGAGUCGGCUAUUAUGAUGGAUACAGACAAGGAAGCGCUUAAAAAACGAAUCACUGAACUUGAGGAACUAUACACAGGAUCAAUAAAGAAACUACAAGAUCUUGAAUCUCAAAACAAGACACAAUCACACCUAUUAAAACUACAAGAUGAAUUAAUCCACUGUCUUUCACAUCAAAUUGAAGAAUAUACCCAACCAAAUCAAGAUUUAGUAGUAUCAAUGGAGAAAGUACAUAAAGACAUUCAGGGGCUCUCUAGCGAAAUGAAUGAGCUUGCACCUUUAAGGUCUAGAUAUGAAACGGAUCUAAUUGAUAUAAAGGAGCAAUUAUCUUCUUAUGAUUAUACCUUGGACGAACUUGAAAAGAUGGCCGAAAGAGUGCAAGAGGAGAGUAGAUCACAAGCGUUAUAUAUUGAUACAAAAGUGCAAACGCUCUUUGAUAAAUUGUCACAGAAAGAGAGUCGAAUUCAAGAAUUACAACAUUCAUAUACCAUUCAUAGUAACCCUUCUUCAGCAAAUCAAUCUCCAAUUUAUUCUGCUAGAUCUUCUUACCUUUCUGAAAAUGAAAAUAAAUUCUAUAGACGAUCCUACAUUUCUUUUUGGAAAGGAAAUGUCUUACCUCCUGCCUCCCCUCCACCUUCUAUGCCACUUCCACCUAUUCCUCUCGAGAGUUAUCGGUCUGGAUCUGGAUCUAUUUUAUCAGAGAUAUCUAAAGCUUCAGGUACUCACUUGCCCAUGAAUAUGAAUGAAACCAAUUCAAUUAGUUAUGAUGAAAUAGAUAUUCAAUUAUCUGAUGAAGCCUAUUAUAAAGAGUUUACAAAUCAAUUACAAGAAAAGCUUUCCAUUUCAAAAGAAAUUGAUGACCUUGAUGUAUGGAGGCCGAGUGACUAUGAUUAUAUACAAAGAAAGAUUGAUACAAACUGGAAUACAAGUGAAACUAGUGAACAUAAAGAACAUCAUGCUUUCUGGAAAGGUAUGAAAAAGAAGUUGAGAGUGUAAUUAGAAUACAUAUAUGAAUAUAUUUAUAAUUUAUGAUUGAAUAAAGCAUUAUACCUUUUUUUUUUCUUUUUUUUUACAAGUUGAAAUGUAUAUUAUAAAAUCAAUAGGAG
Molecule: messenger RNA, 1545 nt
Organism: Cokeromyces recurvatus
Lineage: Eukaryota; Fungi; Mucoromycota; Mucoromycetes; Mucorales; Mucoraceae
Exons: 1
Coding region: 23-1435 (470 amino acids)
Source: RefSeq, a predicted model, not a curated record